CAUGUUGAUAUGCCAAAUUCUUUACCGUAAUAUUGCCAAAUUUGGGUCUUCGUGCAACUCGUGUUGCUGCAGCCGAACAAGCCGAUUCUGCAAGCGUCUUCUUUCCAGUCAACCAAAACCAGAGCCGUGGACACAUUUUGACAGCAAAUAUGCAAAAGAACCUAGCAAGGAUUCGGAUAAGAAAAGUCUUGUUAAAAUCUGGGGUGGUGUAGUUGCUUUCGCCGCGGCUGCUGGUUUAGUUUUAUAUUUUUUCGAUCAGAGUAAGAAGAGAGUGGAGAAAAAAAGUGUUCUGCGUAAAAAUCUUUCGAUUGGUAAGCCAGCAAUUGGAGGCCCCUUUCAGCUUAGAACUCUAAACAAUCAAAUUGUUUGCCGCGAGGACUUCAAAGGAAAAUGGGCAUUAGUUUAUUUUGGUUUCACGAAUUGCCCUGAUAUAUGCCCUGAAGAGCUGGAAAAAAUGAGCACUGUUCACGAGGAAUUGAAAAAACUUGGAUAUUCUUCUAUCCCUGUUUUUGUUUCAGUUGACCCCGAAAGAGACACACCUGAAAAGAUAGCCAAGUAUCUCAAAGAAUUCCAUACCGAUUUUGUUGGACUUACUGGAACAUUAGACGAAGUUACGAAAGUUGUAAAAACUUUCAAAGUCUACUUCAACAAGGGCCCAAAAGAUGAGGAUGGGGAUUACAUAGUGGAUCAUAGUAUUAUUUGUUAUCUCCUUAACCCGUCCGGAGAAUUUGUGGAAUAUUUCGGACAGAAUAAAACAGCUGUUGAAAUGUUAACUGUAAUCAAGCAGCACAUUUCUUUUGGCAGUCAAUGACAUCAAAUAAUCUUGUAUAAAUUUUUCUUUAAUAAUUAACAUUUGGUUUUGAAUAAACAAAUU
Symsagittifera roscoffensis is the source of this 874-nucleotide messenger RNA. Its product is annotated as protein SCO1 homolog, mitochondrial-like. NCBI's taxonomy places the organism in Eukaryota, Metazoa, Xenacoelomorpha, Acoela, Convolutidae. The record is from RefSeq and is a predicted model, not a curated record. Gene Ontology annotation, molecular function: copper ion binding; copper chaperone activity. Gene Ontology annotation, biological process: intracellular copper ion homeostasis; mitochondrial respiratory chain complex IV assembly. The transcript has a single exon. The coding region runs from base 2 to 811 and encodes 269 amino acids. Gene Ontology annotation, cellular component: mitochondrial inner membrane.